UUUCUCGUAGGACAAAGGCAUCCAUUAAUAUUGUUUUAACAGAGGGAAUAGAUACCAUUAUUAUAAAAUUAAUACCAUUGUAAUACAUCAUGUGUUUAUUUUACUAAUCAUAGAUAAGUCUAGUUCAUAAAGGCCCAGUAAUCAUACACACAACCAUACACUUCGUACCUGUUCUAUUCAGUUAAGGUAGAGUAAAUAUCUGUUUUCAUAUCUAAUUCACAAAGAUUACAAUGUCAUGUGCAGAUAGCCACGUUUGGCUAUCGAAUUGAUUGCUUACAUAACAGUAGUAGACGUUUUUUGGGAAAAACAUUGAGGUUCAUUACAUCAGUGUUAUCGUGGAUUAUCGGAGAGCUGUAGUUAUUGAGGUGGUAAUUAGAGUGUCAUGGCUGUGAACGAACUGGCAGAUCUGUUGCAGGCGCACGCCAACAGGGAUAAGGUAGUAAAUCUAGCGUGCUACGCUCUCAAGCUAUGGGGAUCUACAGCCAAGCGCCAGGACCUGCUGUCGGCGAGCGCUCGCCUGGCUGCCGCUCGCGCCUGCCUGCGACUCUUCGACGACGCUUUAGCUCUCAAAACAGCACUCGCUUACGGAUUAGGAAAGAAAGACGGUUCAUUUUGGGGUACCUUGGGCGUAGCGGGCAGUGCGUUUACCCUGGCUUACCUACAGGCUGAGAAGCUAUCGUUCCUCAUAGACACAGGCAUGCUCCACGUGUCCAAAGACACGGAGUUCAAGAUUCGGACGGCACACAAACUGUUCUGGUCUCUGUCGGCAUUUGUCGGCUUCCUCAGGUCAAUCCGUGCUCUCAACGCGUCUUCAGAAGCUUUAAGAUCACCGGACCGAACGAAAUGUGCACCUGCGAGGUUCACGCAAGCUUCCCUGACCACGACGAAGUUCCUCCUGGACACCAUACAUGCUGUGAGCUGGUUGCCACCUGGCUGGUUAUGGGGAAGCAAGCUCAGCGUGCCGCAAGCCAGCGGCAUUGCCACCGCGUCCGCCAUUCUAGGACUGGUCAUACAUUACCAUGGAAAAAGGUUCUAAAAGAAGACUAUUAUUUAGGUAGGAUGCAAUUUAAGCUGUCA
Molecule: messenger RNA, 1077 nt
Organism: Spodoptera exigua (beet armyworm)
Lineage: Eukaryota; Metazoa; Arthropoda; Insecta; Lepidoptera; Noctuidae
Source: the annotation of a GenBank genome assembly